AUGAAAGUAGUUUUGUUAUUUUCUCAAGUUUUUUUGGAUUUCCGAAUCGCUGAGUUAAAGGGGAUCAUUAAGGCCCUGAAUUUAGAAUUCCCCAUCGAUCAAAUCGAUGUGGAGAAUCAUAUCUUUGUGAUCGACAUAGAUGAUGUAACUACUAUUCACAAACUUCUAUCUCGCUCUAUGCUUUUGAAAUCAGCAUAUGAGUUCUUCUAUGUCGAGGAGAGUUAUGAUGAUCUCUUGAGAGUCUUGGAAGCUAAUAAGCCCAUAUUCAAGAAGUAUGAUACGGCCGAUCAGUCGUUCUCGAUGAAGGUUAGGCCAGUUGGAAGGAAAAGAGGAUUGGAAACUCUUCCUGCCGUUGAGAAAGUUUGCGAAUGUAUAAAUUUAGAAUUAGCGCCUGUAUCAUUGAAUGAGCCUGACAAUGCUUUCGUACUGCUUGAGGAUUACGAAAAUGAGAAAAGUAAAGCUCCUCGUCGAAUUUUCUUUAAUAAACUGAUAGGUCAUGGACAGUACAGACUCAAGUCUGAUUUCAAUUUGAGAGAUCGCUGUUACAUCGGCAAUACCACAAUGGAUCCAGAAUUAUCGUUCAUUCAGGCUAACAUCACUGGUGUGAAGAACGGAGAUCUCGUGCUAGAUCCUUUCGUGGGUACAGGUGGUCUUAUUCUCUCUGCUGCUAAAUUCGGCGCAUCAGUGUUUGGUACAGAAAUAAACUACCAAAUAGCUAAAGGAUUAGGAAAAUCUUCCAGGCAAGGAGUUAAGUUCUUAACUGAAAAGGAAAGUAUCGCCGCCAAUUUUCAACAAUAUGGAAUGUCGGAUAAGCUCAUGAGUAUUAUAAUAGCUGAUGCUAGUCAACACGGUGUAUGGAGAGAUUCUCCUAUGCUUGAUGGCAUCGUUUCAGAUCCUCCUUAUGGAGUCAGGGAGAAAGGCAGAAAAAUAGGAAAGAAGGAAAGGAAAGAACACUGGACGUUACCUGGCUCCGAACACGCUGUUAGUUUCCCGGAAAAACAGAAGUACUCAUUAGAGGCUACAUUCACCGAUUUAUGUGAUAUCAGCGCUUCUGUUCUUCGGAUAGGAGCAAGAGUCUCGUUCUGGUUUCCUGUGAUUUUAGAAAGUUAUUCAACGGACUGCUUGCCUUAUCACCCAGCAAUGAUUCUGGUUGAAAAUUGUGAACAACGUCUAACUCGGAAGACCAGCAGGCGGCUGUUGACGUAUGAGAAAGUAAGAGAACCUAAGGCCGGUGAAGUAACUACGACAUCAGAAAAUAUAUUUGAGAAAGGAACCUUCAGGGAUGUUAUAUUUGUUGGGAACAACUAA
Messenger RNA from Auanema sp. JU1783, 1308 nucleotides. NCBI's taxonomy places the organism in Eukaryota, Metazoa, Nematoda, Chromadorea, Rhabditida, Rhabditidae. The record is from the annotation of a GenBank genome assembly.